AUGGAUCAGCUGCGUAAAGAUGCCCGUGAGGCACUCCUGCGCGAUCCUUGGAAUCGACCGAUUUUCUUGGCGGCGGGAUUCACUGCGACAGCAAAGAAUGGGCUGCCCGAGCUGUGGCAGGACGUGUCAUCUCACGAUAGUACCGUCCAUCUAGAUAUCUGCGAAACUCUCUAUACGGCCUUUUGCUUCGUCCAUGGCUGGGAUACCCUGCUACCAGAUGAUGGCGGGCCCAAGCAGCUGAACGAGAGAGAGACUGAAGCCGUUAAGAACUUGUUCCAAUGGGCCACUCAACUGGCACUUCCAUCGUCGGCAUUUGCAGCAGCCUUUGAUGAAAAUGUCGAAAUCACAGAAGAGAUCAAGAAAGCACAGGAAGAGAGCCGACUUAGAUCUGUCCUAGCUAUCCAGCUCAUUCUACAGCUGUCCGCAAAAGCACCCCUAGGUCUAUCGGAUCGCUCCAUAGCUAGCUCGCCCGAUAUCAUUCUGGCUGCAGCCUGCUUCACCGCAGAGAAAGACCCAUGGACGACCGAGGAUAGCUACGAGGAGGCGUCCAUGUAUCUUGAUGUGACAAUGCAAGGCGACAAGUGGAAUCUUAUUGCGCGAUUACUCAAGGAGAAAAUCAGACCAUUGUUCACCAAGACCAAGAAUCCUGCUAUCACCAGCGAAGGCCGCAAGAACUUCCACCCUGUGCCUUUGACUCGGUUUGAUGGAAGUGUUCUUGACGAUGAGAUGAAACCCUGGAAGAAUAAGGAUGUAUAUGCUACCCGAGUCCUUUCAUGGAUCGUUUCGCAGUAUAAGCCGACCGACAAAGCCCAUCUGGAAGCACACUUCCCACUUCUGGUGCCGGCAAUCCUAGCCUUGAUAGAUGACAACAGUCUCACCUUCAAGCGGAUGGGCUGUGAACUCUUCAGCGAAAUCCUAAAGCCCAUCCACCACAGCGGCUCCGACAUCCUGGUGCGCACAAACCUGACCUCCGUCUUCGAGGAUGCCAUCACACCCUGUCUCCUUUCCCUGCCAACAAUCACACCAGAGGAUAGCUCUAUCCAACUUCUCGGUGCAGCAUAUCCAGCACUCCUCUCGCUCUUCAAGACAGUCUACAAAACCCCCUCUUCCAAGAAAUCAAAAGACCAAAACGACAAAGAUAGAGAGACAUACACCGCCAAGAUGUCCAAAAUCCUCCGCUCAAAUCUUAUUUCCUCCUUCCACCACAUCAGUUCCUCAACGCCCACUGCUAUCUCGACCUCAGUCUCUUUCCCCCAUCCACGUCUAUCGACUUUCCUCCUGGAAUGGAUUACCACUUUCGUGAAAGAACUCGGAAUCAACACGACGAAAUACCUCCAGGAGAUCGUUCCGGUUCUUUACACGACGCUCUCCAAUCCUUUCGGCACUGCCCACCCCCCUCUACUCUUCGCCGCAGUAACAGCAACCAAAUUCGUCAUCCUGAAUGCAAAUCCCCGUAUCUGGAGAUGGCGUGGUGAAAUCCUCGGCGCACUGUGUGCAUGCUGGCUCCAUAUUGUCGGCGAGAAACACGAUUCAGAGAAAGGGAAGGGAGACAAGGGAUCGCCGCCGGUGACUGAGCUAGUAAAGAUUACAAAGGAAUUGCAAGGUGCUGUAUAUGUGUUGAAGCAUACUUUGCAGAACCCCGUUGCAGUUCUCAAUGGGGAGCCUGACAAGGAUCAAUUGCUGGCGAAACAAGAGAUGCAACAGGAAUUGCAGACGCUGGUUGAAGCGGAUAGCGAGUUGGAAGGUCUGCUGUUUGCUGAUGUCAAGGCGUGA
This is a messenger RNA of Penicillium daleae, 1773 nucleotides long. Its product is annotated as Tti2 family protein. Lineage: Eukaryota; Fungi; Ascomycota; Eurotiomycetes; Eurotiales; Aspergillaceae. Gene Ontology annotation, cellular component: nucleoplasm; cytosol; centrosome. The transcript has 4 exons. The record is from RefSeq and is a predicted model, not a curated record. The coding region runs from base 1 to 1773 and encodes 590 amino acids.